AUGUGCCGUAACAUUGGCGCGCUGCUUGCCACUGCUGAUUCGACCUCGGGCUUCAGGGAAAUGGAGGUCGGGGCGCCUGAUGCAAUCGAGUCCAAGACUGCGAAGGAAGUCUUGCUGAGAAGUCGUUCCUUUAACGGGAUUGAGGAACAUGAAGAUCGGUCGCGUCUUCUUGGAGGAGUUGUUAGCGAGCUCAUCACUAGGUUCACAUCAGCCAUAGCCGAGAUUGGCGGCACCAUCGACGCUCAUCUCCGCGCCCUGGUUGGUGAACUUACUGCUGACCCCAUCGUCUGCAAGUGGGACAGGGAAGUCGACCGGAUGGUUGAGGAUUACUACAAAGGCAGAGAACGUCCUGAAGGCGACUUCGUGAGCUUGACCAUUAAGCUGCAUGGAACCCCAGGUUUUAGGAACAUCCGACCUAAACUCAAGCAGUUCAUCAGGCGUGUCCCGUUCUCUUUCCUAAAGCUACAUAAUGAUGGAUGGGAGAAUGGCAUUGCAGAUACUGCAAAAUAUGCCUUCAUGCUGAAGAUGGAUCCGUUGUAUGAGGAGUACGGGUACGAGCUCGAAUACCAGAUGUUCAUCUCGUGGAUCCUGAAGCGCAAAAAUCCUGAAGAUAUUGUAGCGGCAUUUUUGAGUGAGGGUGAGUCGUCUUACAAUUUAGAUGUCGUCAAGAACACGGUAGCCCGCUACAUGGAGGUCAUUACUCGCAUGAAGAAGAUUCUUCCCCGAUAG
Molecule: messenger RNA, 729 nt
Organism: Peronospora matthiolae
Lineage: Eukaryota; Oomycota; Peronosporomycetes; Peronosporales; Peronosporaceae
Source: the annotation of a GenBank genome assembly